CAUUCUUUCGUCACGACGGCUCUUCACCACACUCCCAAUUGUACCUUCUGCUACGCCGCCCAAUGCCUCAUCUUAUUGCAACAUUAAUGGUGCGCCACUUCGUUUCAUGGAGAAAUUAUGCAUGAAGAGAAUUUCUUCGGUAAUUUUGGCAACUUGUGUCGUUAAGGAUUAUCGAACCAAAAACUCCGCGUUAUUAGAAUUGGCACGGCUCUUUGCAAAAUCCAUCGG
Molecule: messenger RNA, 228 nt
Organism: Paraglomus occultum
Lineage: Eukaryota; Fungi; Glomeromycota; Glomeromycetes; Paraglomerales; Paraglomeraceae
Source: the annotation of a GenBank genome assembly